Molecule: messenger RNA, 867 nt
Organism: Cyphellophora attinorum
Lineage: Eukaryota; Fungi; Ascomycota; Eurotiomycetes; Chaetothyriales; Cyphellophoraceae
Product: 4-hydroxy-2-oxovalerate aldolase
Exons: 1
Coding region: 1-867 (288 amino acids)
Cellular component (GO): cytoplasm
Molecular function (GO): aldehyde-lyase activity
Source: RefSeq, a predicted model, not a curated record
AUGAACGGGCAGAACCACCAGAACGGAACAAGCACACACUCAACCGGCUCCCUGGAGGCCGCCCUCCAGGAUGCCAAGCCCAACCAUAUGAAGGCCCAACUAGCUGCCGGGGCUGUCGUCAGCGCCAUGUCGAUCCGCUAUUCUCGCGGCAUCGAAAUCGUUGGCUACGCUGCGGCAGCCAAGAUGGAUGGCGUCCUCAUCGACCUCGAGCACAGCAGCAUCGACCUCGACCAGUGUGCACAGUUCACCCUUGCAGCGCUCGCUCACGGCAUCACACCCGUCGUCCGCGUACCAUCACUCGCCAGCUCUUAUGUGGCGAGGGCGCUGGACGGCGGCGCUCAGGGCAUCAUCAUGCCACAUGCUGAGACCGCAGCAGAUGCGACAGCCUGUGCUAAGGCAGCCAAGUUCUUUCCAGAUGGGAAUCGCUCGGCUAUAGGCGGGUUGGCGGCGUUAGGGUAUGGGGCCCAUGCUACGAUUGAUGCGAAUCGAGCAGUCAACGGGCAAGUGCUGACCAUCAUCAUGAUCGAAACGUUGGCUGCUCUGGACAAUCUGGAGCAGAUUGCUGCUGUCCCGGGCGUCGAUGUGUUGCUUAUUGGGACGAAUGACUUGACGGCGCAGUACGAGAUUCCGGGACAGCAUGAUGAUACGAGAAUCACACAGGCGUACCAGAGAGUCAUUGAUGUGUGUAGGAAAUCGAACAAAGCUGUUGGAAUUGGCGGCUUGUAUGCUAGGCAGGAUCUAAUUGACAAGUUUGUGAAGAUGGCGGACGGAAUCGGGCGGUUCGUCAUGUGUGGAAGUGACCAGGACUAUGUUCUUGAGGGCGCCAGGAGAACAGCGAAGUGGCUUGAUAGUUAUAACGAUGCUUGA